Messenger RNA from Phycodurus eques (leafy seadragon), 1539 nucleotides. RefSeq names its product transmembrane p24 trafficking protein 1b (gene tmed1b). Lineage: Eukaryota; Metazoa; Chordata; Actinopteri; Syngnathiformes; Syngnathidae. The coding region runs from base 76 to 765 and encodes 229 amino acids. Gene Ontology annotation, biological process: endoplasmic reticulum to Golgi vesicle-mediated transport; intracellular protein transport; Golgi organization. Gene Ontology annotation, cellular component: Golgi apparatus; endoplasmic reticulum-Golgi intermediate compartment; endoplasmic reticulum. The transcript is spliced from 5 exons. The record is from RefSeq and is a predicted model, not a curated record.
GUUCUCCUGCGGAAGAACGAUUUCAAGGAAUGUCUGAGUGUAACCUGUAGCCGUAUUUGAGCAAAUAUUCUUGCUAUGGAGCUACUCCAUGUGAGCAAAACACGACUACUGCUCGUCGUAGUGUUCGGAUGGUGUUUCGGGGAGGUGUUUAGUUACGGAGAGGAGAGCAGCGAGUUCACUUUCCUUUUGCAAGCCGGGAAAUCCGAUUGUUUCUUCCAGCGGGCAAUACAGAAUGGUACGAUGGAGGUCGAAUAUCAGGUGAUAGGAGGAGCCGGCAUGGAUGUGGAUUUCACCAUCCUGAACCCAGAGGGCACCCCGAUGGUUGCAGAGACCCGUCGCUCUGAUGGAGUGCAUGUGGUGGAGCCCACAGUGGAGGGAGACUAUCAAGUCUGCUUUGACAACAGCUUCAGCCACUUCUCAGAGAAAAUGGUGUUCUUUGAGCUUUACGUCGAGGGGCAAGGAGGAGACGUGGGUGGUGAUGAGGAGUGGGCUGGUUUAGAGGAGUUGGAUGAAAACAUGUUGCAGUACAAGCUGCAGGAUAUGAGGGAGUAUAUGGACUCUGUACACAAACGUCUAGAGCGUAGUCGGCAGAUGCAAACUGUGCUGCGAACUUUUGAGGCGCGGGACCGAAACCUUCUGGAAGACAACCUGUGGAGGGUCUCGUUUUGGUCGUGUGCCAGUGUGCUGGUGAUGCUGUGCGUGGCCUUCACGCAGGUCUACACUGUGCGUAAACUUUUUGACGAUAAGCGUAGAGUGUUUACAUAGAAGGAACUCUCAACUGUGACAAGACAGACUGGGCGGGGAUCCCAAUCCACUACAAGGGUGGAGAUAUUUAAUUGUAUAUAAACACCAGCUGACGGCAUCAAUUGAUGUGGUUCACAUCUGAAAGCUUGUCACGCACCAGUCUGAGGAUGAAGAGCAAUUCCUAUGUUGGUGGCCUUUUUGUUUCCUUUAGUGCCUUUUCCUUUAGUGCCUUUAUAAUGUGAAAUUUGAGCACAAACUGAUGCAAAAAUACAUUUGAAAAGGCACUUCUGUUUAUUUUGCAGUUAAACAAUGUUGUGUCUGGCUUUAUGCUCAAGUUCUUCUAGUUUUUGUUUUUGCGAAAGGUGAAAGGGCAGUGGCUUGUAAAACCUGUCAGCCCUUCCAGUUUACACAUGGUAACAAUGUGCAAUAGUUUUGUAUUUGUUCUACCAUUUACUUUUUUCCAGCUUUUUUGAGCUUGUUUUGAAAAAUCAAUUACAAUAAUGGUACUGUGCCUUUGUGCUAAAGGAUUUUACUCUGUACUUUUUGGGGGAAAUGUAUCCAAUGAGUGAUACUGCCAUUGUAAAAUUUAAAAGCAAGGAUUUCAAGAGAGCCAUUGCUUUGAUUUUAAUGUUUUUAGGUUUUGUGAGAUAAGACUGUCUUGGACAUUGUGUAAAAAAAAAAUGUUUUACUCCCAGCUAUUUAAACAAUAAAAUCACAAUAAUUACAAAAAUCUACAUUUUAUUUUCUACAGUUAUGGCAAUGUUCUGUUCGCAAAUAAAAGUUGUUUUAUAUUGC